Messenger RNA from Colletotrichum graminicola M1.001, 1989 nucleotides. RefSeq names its product RNA polymerase III subunit RPC82. Gene Ontology annotation, biological process: DNA-templated transcription. Bases 1 to 1989 code for a protein of 662 amino acids. The record is from RefSeq and is a predicted model, not a curated record. Lineage: Eukaryota; Fungi; Ascomycota; Sordariomycetes; Glomerellales; Glomerellaceae. Gene Ontology annotation, cellular component: RNA polymerase III complex. Gene Ontology annotation, molecular function: single-stranded DNA binding. The transcript is spliced from 4 exons.
AUGUUGGUGACCAAACAUGGCGCCGAGCUUUGUGCUCACCUCGUUAACGACAUUUGCGGCGAGCUUCCUGCUCGAAUCUUAGGUGUCCUUUUUAGCAGGGGCAGGUCUACCAUCGCACAGCUCGUCCAAACUACGGCCCUUACUCCGCGACAGUUGCGUCAUGGCCUCGCCGUUCUUGUACAGCAGAACCUUGUAUAUCACCAGGCCGAUUCCAAAAACACGAUCGCCACAUACGAGGCCAACCCAGAUGGAUGUUACAAUCUCAUUCGAGCUGGAAAGAUUGUUGAAAUGGUUGGUACCGAAUACGGCAGCCCUGAGCAGGAGGUUGUGCAGACCAUAAUGCAACUCGGCCAUGCCAGGGUGUCGGACCUGCUGCAGGCAUUUGAGAGCAGAGAUGGGCUAGGCAUCAAUGGCGACCAUGCGACCAAUGGCCAUGUCAAUGGCAAUGGCUUCAAGCCGAAGACCAACGGAAAUACCAUGGCGCACUCGUCUCAUCAGUUGCACGCCAUUCUUAGCCGAUUGAUUGCGGCUGAAAUUGUCGACCAGGUUGGCCCCAAAACAUUCAGGAACCCUGAGGAUGUCUACCGUGAAAUCGAGGAGGAGGUUACCAAAACGGCUCCUGGCGAGCGAACAACAGCGCGCAACAAAGAACUCAUGCAACAAGAGGUGGCAAAAAGACUGCGAGAGGCUCGCGACGAGAGCAAGAAGUUGAAGCGUCAAGUUGGACGGGGCAGCAUGCUUCCGACCAAACGGAGGAAGCUUGUAAACGGCAGCGGAAAACGACAGUACUCAGACUGGGAUGGUGAUGUGCCAGAGCUCGAUUCGCAUAUCGUUCUCAGAGUGAAUGUCGAAAAAUGUCUCGUCGAACUCCGUAAUCAACGGCUCGCCCAGUACGCGGCUGAUGCUUUCGGGGAGGUCACCGGCCAGGUAUACCACACAGCCUUGCGGUUGCUAACGCAACAAGUACCUCGCUGUCAGCUCGAUCCAAGAAUCGACUCCGAUGCAAAUGACGGUGACGGCCCGGGCCCGAAUGUACGCCAGCCAACUGUCACUAGCAUGGAAAUCCUUGAAGCCCUUGAUGAGUCUGUUGAUGUCUCUCAUGGAGUUGGCAAGGCUUCAGCAGAUCAGAUUGACCAUAAAAGCGCCGAGAAGAUCAGAGCUACACCCAGCCAACCCAUGUACGAUUCUGAUGAUUCUUUCGACGAAAGCCCGUCAGUGCCAAGGGCAACUGCUCGCUCCCUGACAAAUGGUUCAAGAGGCGGAGAGUCUGGCGAUAGCGAAGAUGACGAGCCACGAGCGGUUUCUGGGUCUCGGGAAGCAAAGGUCAAAUUUGAGGACGGGCCUGCACCAGGUACUAGUCGUAUGGACCAAGUACGACAACAUCUUCUCCUACUAUCAGAAAGCAGGCAGGGGUUUCUGCGGCAUUGCGGUGGCCAGGGUCGAGGCCAAUGGACCGUCGACUUCAAGCCAUUGAUCGAAGGCUUCAAACAGACGGAGGUGGAUGCCGUAAUCGAGCAAUCAUUCGGUCGGCACGGACUUCGUCUGACUAGAAUUUUACGAGAAAAAGGCAAGUUGGACGAGAAGAUGUUGCCUUCUCUUGCUCUUAUGAAGAAGGGAGAGGUGCAAGGCAAGAUGCUUGCGAUGCAGAUGGCCGGUUUCGUUGACGUCCAGGAGGUCCCGAGAGAUGCUAGCCGCACAGCAACACGAACCAUGUUCUUCUGGUUCUUUGACAUUGAGAGGAUUGAAGCUCAACUUGUCGACGAUUUCUACAAAACCAUGCUUCGAUGCCUGCAAAAUUUGGAGGUCCACCGGUAUCGGGAACGUAACAUCCUGUCUUUCGUGGAGAGAAAUGAUGUGAAGGGUAAGGAGGAAGAAGUCAUGACUGCGGAGCACUACAACAAAUACAGCAGAUACUUGGAUUUGCAGAGUAAACUUCUCGGUCACGUCAUGAGACUUGACGAUCUGGUAGCCGUCUUCAGGGACUAUUAG